Molecule: messenger RNA, 631 nt
Organism: Dioscorea cayenensis subsp. rotundata (Guinea yam)
Lineage: Eukaryota; Viridiplantae; Streptophyta; Magnoliopsida; Dioscoreales; Dioscoreaceae
Exons: 2
Coding region: 24-530 (168 amino acids)
Source: RefSeq, a predicted model, not a curated record
CUUGCUCGGUAACCUCCAAAAACAUGGUUCUGAGUCGCCUGACGAUCCUCUUAAUCCUCACCGUCCUCGCAAAGAUCUCAUGCGCCUCGUCGGCCUCCUCCUCCUCCGGCUCCAUCCACGAUCUCCUCCGUAGCCAUGGCCUACCCGGCGGCCUCCUCCCUAAGUCGGUAGAUUCCUUCGUCAUGGAUCCGGCCACUGGUUUAUUGGAAGCCACGCUCGACAGCCCUUGCUAUGCUAAGUACGACGGCCUUGUUUACUUUGAUCGCGUCGUUCGGGGGAACCUCAGCUUUGGUGAGCUGAGAGGCGUCGUUGGGCUCUCUCAGGAGGAGCUCUUCCUAUGGUUGCCGGUGAAGGAGAUUAGGGUUUCGGAUCCGGGAUCUGGGGUUAUUCUCUUUGAUAUCGGUAUGGCUCACAAGCAGCUGUCGAUGUCGUUGUUUGAGGAGCCUCCGGAUUGCCGGCCGGACGGGACUUUGAUUUUAGGGGGCGGUCAAGGCGUUCUGAGCAGCAAAGAGAAAGCAUCUCAGUACUAGGUGUGCAAAAGUUUACAACCCAAAUGUAAUAGCUCUUCAUCAUUGUAAUUGGCCUUCUUAGAUGCAUUAUUAUAUAUCAAUCAACCAAACAUUUCAACUCA